UUUUUCUUUUAGUAAAAAUUUCUUUAUUCUAUUUUACAUAUUUGCUCUACGUCGAUAGUCCAAUUUUGAUCAUUUUUCAUAGUUACCAUGAUGCACUUAAAUUGUUUUAAUUGAUGAGUAAAACAAUUAAUACUUCUUAAUAAUUAUAAAGUGUUUUUAAUUUAAAGAAAUUAAAAAAAAAUACUAUUAAUUUUUCAAAAUGAACCACGUAAAAUAUAUGAAUAAAGUCUUGUGUUUCUUAAUGACAUUAAAUGCGGUUAAUCUUUCUAUAUCUGUAACCAUUGAGCAUAUAGAAAAUUCACAUGUGUCAACAAGUAAUGAUACAUUAAAAAUAAAAUUACCAGGAGAAGAAAUUGAUAGCUCAAAAAAUGUAGAAGAUCAAGAGAGACAUGAUUUGUCAACAGUUACUGCUCAAGCGGAUAAUACAAAAACAUCGCUUGUGCCAGUUCAAAUAAAAAAUUCAAUUUUGCCAAGACAACCGACUAUAGAAGCUACCGAAUUAAAUAUUAGACAACAUCAACACAAUAAGCAAAAGAAAAAAAAACCACAAAAAAUGACUAAAGGAAAACAUAAAAAGAAGCAAACAUAUAAAGAUAAGCUUCUGCCGUUGUUGUUGAUACCAGUCGUCAUACAAAUCAUGACUUUGCCCAUGAUGAUAAUGAACUUGAAAAUGAUGGCAAUGAAAGCAAUGCUGGUUGGUAAAUUGGCUAUGAUUUUAGUCGUAGUCAAUUUUUUGCGUAAUUUGUCAUUACGUGCUGUUGGUGGUGACGUUUUAAGAGGAAAAAACCCUCAGCUAUCAUGAAACUAGAGCGGGUCAUUUUUUUCUACCCUUAAAACAUGAUUCUUCGUUGAUGUCACAAUAUUAUGGAUUCAAUGGUGGACUUGAAUUUGGUGCUAUGAUAAACAACUGGUACAAGAGAAGGUGAAUUUUGGAUGAUAAUAAGUCAAAAACUUUACAAUAAUUCAACAGCUCUCUUGUAGGAUAAACAAUUCAAAAUUUAUACUACUAUAAUGUACUUAUAUUUUUAGUAAAAAUGUGUAAUUGUAUUUAUUAAACUAUUGUAUAGUCUUUUA
Molecule: messenger RNA, 1074 nt
Organism: Daktulosphaira vitifoliae (grape phylloxera)
Lineage: Eukaryota; Metazoa; Arthropoda; Insecta; Hemiptera; Phylloxeridae
Gene: Osi22
Exons: 4
Coding region: 200-802 (200 amino acids)
Source: RefSeq, a predicted model, not a curated record